Messenger RNA from Nannizzia gypsea CBS 118893, 2625 nucleotides. RefSeq lists its product as hypothetical. Lineage: Eukaryota; Fungi; Ascomycota; Eurotiomycetes; Onygenales; Arthrodermataceae. Gene Ontology annotation, biological process: mitotic cell cycle; cytoplasmic microtubule organization; spindle assembly. Bases 1 to 2625 code for a protein of 874 amino acids. The transcript has 2 exons. Gene Ontology annotation, cellular component: spindle pole; equatorial microtubule organizing center; gamma-tubulin complex. Gene Ontology annotation, molecular function: gamma-tubulin binding; microtubule minus-end binding. The record is from RefSeq and is a predicted model, not a curated record.
AUGUCUAUUUCGCUUCGAAUAGGCGCGUUGACUGACGAGUUGGUAGCAGCUGUCGCCAAAUCAUCAGAUAAGAACCCAUUAACCACAGUGCGAAGAGCUGCUAUUGAAAGGAAAAUCAAGGAUAAUUCCUAUUUAAAGACGAAUAAAUUUGAGGUUAUGAAAAGCCUUGAUGGCCUACUAGAGAAAUUUCAGGUCGUCGGGAAUGACGAGCUAUCAGAUGCACUUCAUCAAAGGCUAGAAGAAUUGGACCAAAAGAGAUUGAAUUUGGCCCCUGAAAUACUAUCUCUUCUGUUACUUCUCUCAGACAAUCCGGCCACCCUUACAGACUUAGAGAGUUUGAAGGAAUUCUCACUACCGAAAACCCCUAAGAUUUUACAAUGGGCAGACCUCAAUGACUCAGAGUUAAAUGAACCAGACGAUCUCUGGAAGGAUAUUGAUUACGCUGCGGAGUCUUCUGAUGAUGAUAUAUCUUCGGUAUCUAGCGGUGUUUCAAUUCCAAAAAUUGUACCGCAUGGCUCAACAGUUCCUCUAGAAGAGUUCUACCCUUCUGAAGACUUAUUUAUAGAUGUGCAAGACGACAACUUGAUAGCCUCUAUUAUCAAAUCACAGGCUGUCUCAGGACGAGCAGAUGCUGAAGUACCUUUGGUGACUGAGCUUCAUAUCGUUAAGGAUGCCAUAUCUAUGCUUCGCGGUCUACCAACAUCAACCUUCUCAAUUCAUGAUGAUAAAAUUGGGAUCAAUCGGAAUGUUUCCUUAUCUCAUACCUCCCAAGUUGCAUUCCAAAAUUUGAUAGGGUCCUUCCGCAAUAUCGGAACUUCCAUCCAAGCUUUAAGGUUGUUUUUGAAACGCCCACAGCGAGUUCCAUUUAUGCAGACUUUCCAGAAGGAAGUAGAGGCGUUGGUUUCAUCGUUUGAUAGAUAUCUCUCCAAUGAGCAAUCGCAUUAUCUAUAUCAACCUACGCCUCUCUCUGUCAGCCUCUUGCGUCUGCUUCACAAAGUCAGACGGCGUGUUAAGGUACUACUUGAACUUGCUCGUCUUAUCGAUAAACUAAAUCAAAAUCGCAGUCGGGAAAACUUCCGCUGUUUAGAUUUACUCUAUGACUUAGUGUGCGAAAAACAGGCAGCUGGCGAGGAUGGACAGUACCGGGAAAUAUCCAGGCUAUUUUUUGCCUGUUUUGAGAACUAUACAAAACCAAUUCGACGUUGGAUGCAAACAGGAGAUCUGGAUGUAGCCCAAUCGUCUUCCUUCUUCGUCAGCACCUCGACCAACUCACGCGAUGACCUGCAGACACUAUGGCAUGACUGGUUUAGCCUAAACUGGCAGUCAGGGUGUUUAUAUGCUCCGAAGUUCCUUCACCCCUCGUCAAAGAAAAUAUUCACCACUGGGAAAAGCCGCGUAUUCCUUCGACAUCUCGGUAUUGAGCCCCUAACCACCAACCUGGCUGAUCCUUCCUUGCUACAUUAUGAUGCAAUUUGUCCUUCAAACCAAUCGUUAUCAUUAUAUCCUUUUGCCGGCCGGCUGGAUGCAGCGUUUAACCAGCUUGUUGACACCAACCACAUCCAGGCCUCCUCACUGUUGAAAUCGGAGCUUGAUGAGAAAUGUGGUUUAUGGCAAUCAUUCGAUGCUCUAGAAUACUUAUAUUUAGGCAAAGAUUACGGGAGGUACUCCGUCACAGACUACAGAGUAUUUGAUCUGAUAGAUCGGGGUAGUCGAUCCUGGAAUGACCGUUUCCUUAUUACAGAGUUCCUCAGGCAAGCUUUUAGCGGCUUGCCGUGCAUCGAUGUCACAAGGCUCAUCGGGCGUUCAGCAAAGAUACCGCUCCAUGUUUUUGAUAGCCACAGUCGGUCCGUUCAAAUCCUCAAGGUUAUCUCUGUCGAUUACACCCUACCGUGGCCGGUUGCGAAUAUCGUCACCAAAGAUUCCCUAAAUAUAUACAAACGAAUUUCACUACUACUAAUGCAAUUGCGACGAGGGAAAUACACGUUGGAGAAACGUUGGUUUACAAAGCCACAUUUAUCUCCAGAUGAUGAAGAAGAGAGAGCUGAUCGUGUCUUAAGUUUUUGCGUUCGACACCGCCUAUUGUGGGCUUUAAAUGUCCUUUACCAUCAUUUUACUGAAGUUGUCAUUGCUCGUGCUACCCGCGAAAUGGUCAAAGCCGCCAAGGCCUCAGCAGAUGUUGAUUCUAUGAUUGAGAUACAUCAGUCCUAUAUCAAAGCUUUGGAAGCGCAAUGUCUUCUUAGUAAAGAUUUUGCGCCUAUACAUCACGCAUUGAUAUCUUUACUGGACCUAUGCAUAUCAUUUUCUGACACACAAGUUGCUCGCAGCCUUGAGUACCAACAAGAUCAAAACGAGCAGUCAUUGGGCACAAUACGACUGGCACGGAUGGCUAGGAAAAGGCUGAUUGAAGACGAAUCCGAUGGCGAAUCCGACAUGGAAAUAUCCAUGUUUGAGGUUGGGAAUGCCACAAGCAUCUCUUUUUUCGACGAAUCCUACCAUCGUCGUGUUAUGCGCGUAAAAUCAAAGUUCGAUAGCCUCUGCUCAUCAAUCAGAGCUGGACUUAGGGUCGAUCACGGUGAUUAUUCGCAGAGUAUGGAGACUCUAGCGGAUAGUCUUGAAUGGGGCUGA